AUGAUGAUUGAGGAGGGAGAUCGUCAGGAGCUUCAGAGAAUCGCUACUUCAAUCUCACAGCGACGACAAAGCUUGGCUGCUGUUUCAUCUGGUAUCCCCGAUCUCACUCCUGAUGCGCAAGAUCCUGCCUUGGACCCUACCAGCAAAGAUUUCGACCUUGCCCAAUGGCUACCUCAUUUCAUGCAACAACUCCAAGAAGGGGGCGUGAGUCUCAAGGCCGCGGGUGUCGCUUACAAGGAUCUCAGUGUCUCAGGCACUGGCGCUGCUCUUCAGCUUCAACAGACCCUCGCCGACGUUAUCCAAGCCCCGAUGCGCAUUGGAGAGCAUCUCAGCUUUGGAAAGAAGGAGCCGAAGAGGAUUCUUAAUCAAUUUGAUGGUCUUCUUCGCGGUGGUGAGCUGCUGAUUGUUCUGGGCCGACCUGGUUCGGGAUGCAGCACGCUGCUGAAGACCAUCACUGGUGAACUCGAGGGAUUAGGCAUUGGAGAGUCAUCGAAUAUCCAUUACAACGGCAUCUCUCAGAAGGAUAUGAUGAAGGAGUUCAAGGGCGAGACCACAUACAACCAAGAGGCAAGUAUCUCGACAUCAACGGUCGACAAGCAUUUCCCCCAUCUUACCGUCGGCCAAACCCUCGAAUUCGCAGCUGCUUGCCGCAUGCCUUCCAACCGCGCCCUUCUCAUCGGCCAGUCCCGCGAAGAGUCUUGCACGAUUGCGACCAAGAUUGUCAUGGCGGUCUGUGGUCUCAGCCACACCUACAACACCAAGGUCGGCAACGACUUUAUCCGUGGUGUCUCGGGAGGAGAGAGGAAGCGUGUGAGUAUCGCGGAGAUGAUCCUCGCGCAGUCGCCCCUGGCUGCAUGGGACAACAGUACACGCGGUUUGGAUUCGGCGACAGCUUUGAAGUUUGCCCAGACCAUUCGUCUAGCUGCCGACUAUACCCGCGGCGCCCACGCCAUGGCCAUCUACCAAGCCAGCCAAGCCAUCUACGACCUAUUCGACAAGGCGGUCGUCUUGUACGAAGGCCGACAGAUCUACUUUGGUCCCGCAGCUGAGGCCAAGGACUACUUUGAGCGAAUGGGCUGGCUUUGCCCUCAGCGCCAGACCACAGGCGACUUCCUGACCUCUGUCACCAACCCCCAGGAGCGUCAGAUCCGACCGGGUAUGGAGAACCGGGUGCCUCGUACUCCUGAAGAGUUUGAGACUUAUUGGCUCAACUCUCCUGAGUACAAGGCUCUGAAGGAGCAGAUUGAGCUGUACCAGCAGGAGUUUCCCAUCGAUCCCAGGUCUGGUGCCAUUCAAGAGUUGAGAGAACAAAAGAACUUACGACAAGCAAAGCACGUCCGCCCCAAGUCUCCCUACAUCAUCAGCCUGGCAACUCAGAUCAAGCUCACCACCAAGCGAGCUUACCAACGCAUCUGGAACGAUCUCUCUGCCACAGCAACCAGUGUCUCCACCAACAUCAUCAUGGCUCUCAUUAUCGGUUCUGUCUUUUACGACACCCCCGAUGCAACUGUCGGCUUCUACUCGAAGGGCGCUGUUCUCUUCAUGGCUAUUCUCAUGAACGCUCUCACUGCUAUUUCCGAAAUCAACAACCUCUACGAACAACGACCCAUUGUUGAGAAACACGCCUCUUACGCAUUUUAUCACCCAGCUGCCGAAGCCAUAUCAGGUAUUGUCUCGGAUAUACCGAUCAAGUUCAUCACGGGAACCGUUUUCAACAUCAUUCUCUACUUCAUGGCUGGACUGCGCCGGGAGCCUGGCCAGUUCUUCCUCUACUUCCUCAUCACGUAUCUCUGCACCUUUGUCAUGUCGGCCAUCUUUCGAACUCUCGCUGCCAUCACAAAGACGGUUUCUCAAGCUAUGUUGCUUGCUGGUGUCAUGGUCUUGGCCCUUGUUAUUUACACUGGUUUCAUGAUUCGUGUGCCUCAGAUGCAUGACUGGUUUAGUUGGAUCAGGUGGAUCAACCCGAUUUUCUAUGGCUUCGAGAUCCUCAUCGCCAAUGAAUUCCACGGCCGAAACUUCACCUGCUCGUCCAUCAUCCCAGCAUACACACCCCUCUCCGGUGACUCAUGGAUCUGUUCUGCCGUGGGCGCUGUGGCUGGCGAGUACACUGUCAACGGUGACUCCUUCAUCGAGACCAACUACAAGUACUACUACUCGCAUGUUUGGCGCAACCUCGGCAUCCUCUUCGCUUUCCUCAUCGGUUUCAUGAUCAUAUACUUUGUCGCGACUGAGCUCAACUCCAAGACCGCGAGCAAGGCUGAGGUUCUCGUCUUCCAGCGUGGUCAUGUUCCCGCCCACCUUCAGGGCGGUGUCGACAGGAGCGCUGUCAACGAGGAACUCGCCGUGUCCCGAGACUCGGAUGCUGGAACUCUUCCCGCCAUGGAGCCACAGACUGAUAUCUUUACCUGGAAGGAUCUUGUCUAUGACAUUGAGAUCAAGGGUGAACCCAGAAGGCUUUUGGAUAACGUUACUGGAUGGGUCAAGCCCGGUACUCUUACUGCUCUGAUGGGUGUGAGUGGUGCUGGAAAGACUACUCUCUUAGAUGUGCUCGCUCAGCGAACUACUAUGGGUGUUAUCACUGGUGAUCUGUUCGUCAAUGGACAACCCCUGGACGCCAGUUUCCAGCGAAAGACUGGCUAUGUUCAGCAGCAGGAUCUUCACCUUGACACCUCUACCGUCCGCGAGAGUCUCCGCUUCAGCGCCAUGCUCCGCCAGCCCAAGUCCGUCAGCACCGAAGAAAAGCACAAGUGGGUCGAAGAAGUCAUCGACAUGCUCAACAUGAGAGACUUUGCCAACGCAGUCGUCGGCGUCCCCGGUGAAGGCCUCAACGUGGAGCAACGCAAGCUUCUGACAAUCGGCGUCGAACUCGCCGCCAAGCCAAAGCUCCUCCUGUUCCUCGAUGAGCCAACCAGUGGUCUUGACUCUCAGAGCUCUUGGGCUAUUGUUGCGUUCUUGAGGAAGCUUGCGGAUGCGGGUCAGGCUAUUCUUUGCACUGUGCAUCAGCCCAGUGCUGUCCUCUUUCAGCAAUUCGAUCGUCUGCUCUUCUUGGCUCGUGGUGGCAAGACUGUCUAUUUCGGCGACAUUGGUGCCAACUCUCGCAAGCUCCUCACCUACUUCCAGAACAACGGCGCCCGGGCUUGUGGAGACGAGGAGAACCCCGCUGAAUGGAUGCUUGAGAUUGUCAAUAACGGUACCAACGCUUCUGGUGAAGAUUGGCACAGCGUGUGGAAGGCGAGUCAAGAGCGAGCCGACGUUUACGCUGAAGUUGAUCGAAUCCACAUGGAAAAGCCGAACCCUUCAGGCAACCAAGAUACCGCUGAUAGCCACUCUGAGUUUGCCAUGCCUUUUGCUGAUCAGCUUCGGGAGGUGACGGUUCGAGUUUUCCAGCAAUACUGGAGAAUGCCAUCGUACAUCCUGUCCAAGCUCAUGCUCGGAACUAUCGCUGGUCUCUUUGUUGGCUUUUCUUUCUGGAAGGCUGAUGGUACUCUUGCUGGCAUGCAGAACAUUUUGUUUGCGGUUUUCAUGAUCAUCACCAUUUUCUCUACCAUCGUUCAACAGAUCCAACCUCACUUCGUCACCCAACGCUCCCUUUACGAAGUCCGCGAGCGCCCUAGCAAGGCCUAUUCCUGGAAAGCCUUCAUGAUCGCCAACGUCAUCGUCGAAAUUCCCUAUCAAAUCCUUACUGGUAUCCUCAUCUUUGCGACAUUCUACUACCCCAUCGUCGGUAUCCAAAGCUCAGCCCGCCAAGGCCUCGUCCUUCUAUUCAUGAUCCAGCUCCUUCUCUAUGCCUCCUCCUUUGCCCAGAUGACUAUCGCCGCUCUUCCCGACGCACUCACUGCCUCUGGAAUCGUCACUCUCUUGGUUCUCCUCUCCUUGACCUUCUGUGGUGUCAUGCAGUCCCCAACAGCCCUCCCCGGUUUCUGGAUCUUCAUGUACCGAGUCAGUCCUUUCACCUAUUGGGUUGCAGGCAUUGUUUCCACCCAACUGGCUGGCCGAGCCGUCACCUGUUCCGCGGCCGAAACAUCCAUCUUCAACCCACCCGACAACCAGACCUGUGGCGAAUACAUGACCGACUACCUCAAGAUGGCACCUGGACAGCUUCAGAAUCCAGAUGCCCGAGAGAACUGCAGUUACUGCUCGCUCACCAACGCCGACCAAUUUAUGGCCGGUAGCAACAUCUACAACAGCGAACGCUGGCGCAACUUCGGCAUCGUUUGGGUGUACAUUGUGUUUAAUAUCUUUGUUGCUGUUGUUUCUUAUUACUUGUUCCGCGUCAAGAAGUGGAACAUGGGAAAGAAGAAGAAGGCUUGA
Molecule: messenger RNA, 4311 nt
Organism: Fusarium vanettenii 77-13-4
Lineage: Eukaryota; Fungi; Ascomycota; Sordariomycetes; Hypocreales; Nectriaceae
Exons: 7
Coding region: 1-4311 (1436 amino acids)
Biological process (GO): transmembrane transport
Cellular component (GO): membrane
Molecular function (GO): ABC-type transporter activity; ATP binding; ATP hydrolysis activity
Source: RefSeq, a predicted model, not a curated record